Molecule: messenger RNA, 1227 nt
Organism: Orycteropus afer afer
Lineage: Eukaryota; Metazoa; Chordata; Mammalia; Tubulidentata; Orycteropodidae
Gene: TSPYL4
Product: TSPY like 4
Biological process (GO): nucleosome assembly
Cellular component (GO): chromatin; nucleus
Molecular function (GO): chromatin binding; histone binding
Source: RefSeq, a predicted model, not a curated record
ACCAAAAUGAGUAGCCUGGAUGGGGACGAUAAGCUCCCUUUCGCUAAAAACCGCGACCUCGAUACUCCCGAUAGUGUCGCAGAAGACCCGGACCCACACCAGUACCAGAGGCUCCGAAGGGAAACCGAUGUGACACAGGUGAUGGCGGACAUGGCUGGAGUCACCCUGGAGACCGCUUCGGAUUCUUUCGACUGUGGUUUCGCGCUCCGCUUUCGACUUCCUAUUAAUCGCAACCAGGCUGCGAACAAAGCUGGGCAGGAAAAGGCUCCACCUCCCACCGGACGUCCAAAAGCGGCCUCUGCCUCCAUUGCAUUUGACUGCAGCCUGAAAAAUGGUCGUCAAGGUGGGGAGCUGCGCGGCCCUGUAGGGGAGAAGGCCCUAGAAGCCUGUGGCGCAGUAGGGUUGGGGUCUCAGAUGAUGCUUGGGGCAAAAGCCAAGGAAGUGACGACUAAAAAGUGCGCCAUCUCAGCGGCAGCUGAAAAGAAGAGAGAAGCAGAGGGGUUGGAAAAGAAGGUGGUACAGAAGGAAAGAAAGGUGGUGGGGAAGAAGAAAGUCGAGAAAGGGGCCAUAGUACCGAAGAUCAAUAACUGCAUGGACUUACUGGAGGCCACUGAUCAGGAGCUGUCAAACGGAAAUGUUCAGGCUGACCGGGCCUUCCUUCAGCUGGAGCGUAAGUUUGGCCUAAUGCGAAGGCUCCAUAUGCAGCGCAGGAGCUUCAUCAUCCAGAAUAUCCCAGUUUUCUGGGUCACUGCCUUUCGGAACCACCCCCAGUUAUCACCGAUGAUAAGUAGUCAAGAUGAUGAUAUGAUGAAGUACAUGAUCAAUUUGGAGGUAGAGGAGCUUAAACACCCCAGAGCAGGCUGCAAAUUCAAGUUCAUCUUUCAGUGCAACCCCUACUUCCGAAAUGAGGCGCUUGUCAAGGAAUAUGAGCGCAGAUCCUCUGGCCGGAUCGUGUGUCUUGCCACUCCAAUCCGAUGGCACCGGAGCCAAGACCCUCAGUCCCACGUCCACAGGAAUCGGGAAGGAAACACUAUCCAUAGCUUCUUCGACUGGUUCUCAGACAACAACCUCUUAGAAUUUGACAAGAUUGCUGAGAUCAUCAAAGAGGAACUGUGGCCCAAUCCCCUGCAAUACUACCUGAUGGGUGAAGGAGCCCGCAGAGGAAUGGGAGGCCCAGCAAGACCACCAGUGGAGAAUCCCAUGUUGUUCAGAUUCCAGUCGGGUUAA